CCUUGGGGGAGGGAUCCUGGAGUGCUGUCGCACAACUACGGCAGACUACAGGCUGUACUUUCCGACUUGUGCUGUGUGAGUGAGGCGGAGGUGGAGGUUCUUCGCGGGGAUUCUCAGAAAUAGCUUCCAAAGGCGAUUAGGCGCGCGGGAAGCGGCCGGAGGGUCUCCUCUGGACCGAGCCUGAAGAUGAGGAUUCCUCCGGUGUGGGCGCUGGGCGCUUGCCAGACUGGAUGAAGUGAGAAAGAAACAGGAAACCUGCUGAGUGGGGGAAAAAACACGCUGCCUGGGACUGCUGAGGAGGACCUCUGUGCAGGUUCACGCGGCCGUCGGCAGGGUGGAGCUUCUUGACCCAUGGAGAAUUACUUCCAGGCCGAGGCCUUCAACCUGGACAAGGUGCUGGACGAGUUCGAGCAGAACGAAGAUGAAACCGACACUCCGAUUCUCUCAGACGCCAAGUGGACCCAGAUCUUGGCCCCGCCGGCCCACAUGCUUUCCCUGAACCCCGCGCUGGCCCACGCAGACCUCAGCCCCCGGGAGAGUCCCCUGCCCUUCAAGACCGGCCCCGACCCGUCCUCCAGCGCCUCUCCGGGAGCGGACCCCAAGAGACCGCCCGGGCCGGAGCCUCCGUCCUGGGGAGAGGAGCGGCCGGCGGACGUCCACAGCCCGCCGCUCCCCCAGCCCAACAUCGGCAAGCUGGUGGGCGCCGACGACCUCUCGCCGCCCCCUGUCACGGCGUGUAAAGCCGUGGAGAACGGCUGCCCCGGCAGCCCGCCACCGGAUGGGCUCCGCAGAGAGACCGGGUCUCCCGAAGAGACGGCGGCCUCGGCCGGAGCGGCGGACUCGGCCGCCGCCCACUUCACCUUCGAGCUAGGAUCGGGACGGGAGCAGAGUCGGUCUGAGGAGACGCGUCCGAGCGCGGAGCCGACGGCGCAGAAUGGAGUCGGCCUUAAAGAGGAGAGCAGCGCCGUCGCUCCGCAGGACGCCGGUCCAGAGACGCAAAGUCCAGACUGUCGAGAGGAGCAGGGAGGGGGGGCCGCUCAGCCGGGUCCUGGCGCCGGGCUGGAGCAGAACGGCGUGCCUUCUGACAGGAACGCAGCGGAGGAGAAGGAGAGUACACGUGGUCUGGAGGGACAGAUAGAGCAGCUCCUCAGAAUAAACAGUCUUCCAAACGGCUUGGAGCAGGAGAGGGGGGGCGGCUCCAAGCCCGAGGAGGAGGGGGACGGGGAGGAGGGGGGCUUCUCGCCCUCUCCCGUCCCGUCCAAAGAGGACUCUGUCACCGAGGAAAAAGAAAUGGAGGAGAGCAAGCAGGAGAGCAGCGAGGGCGGCGCGGCGGGGUCGGGUAGCAUCCAGCCAAAACUCAACAACAGCCGGCUGCAGCCGGUCAGCGUGCCGUACGGCGGCGCGCGGCCCAAGCAGCCCGUCAGCCUCAAGCUGCAGAUCCCGCAGCCGCUGUCCGGCCAGGUCCAGAACCAGCUGGCCCCGGCCGCCCCCAGCAAGAACAAGAACCUGGAGAACCAGAGCUGGAGGGGCACGCCCACCGACACGCCGCCCGGCGGCGCCGCCGACCCGAACGCGGUCGGCGUGAACGGAGACGGCGCCGUCCACUCCCCCUCCCUCGUGUCCUCGGAGAGCCCGGACAACGACCUCCAGGCGGGGCAGCAGGGCGCCCUGGGCCGGAAGGCCGCCAGCUCCCUGGGAGAGGUGGCCCCCGUGUGGGUCCCCGACUCCCAGGCCCCCGUCUGCAUGAAGUGUGACGUGAAGUUCACCUUCACCAAGAGGAGGCACCACUGCAGGGCCUGUGGCAAGGUGUUCUGUGCGGCGUGCUGCGGUCUGAAGUGUCGGCUCGUGUACAUGGACAGGAAGGAGGCCCGCGUCUGUGUCACCUGCCACGCUGCUCUGACAAGCGCUCAAUCUUGGGAGACUCAGGCUCCAGCAAGCAAUCAGAGUCCAAACCCCAACAACCCUGCAGAGUACUGCUCCACCAUCCCCCCCCUGCAGCAGGCGCAGGCCUCCGGGGCGCUCAGCUCGCCGCCGCCCACCGUCAUGGUGCCGGUGGGAGUCCUGAAGCAGCCUGGCAAUGAGGGCUCCCUGACGCGAGAGCAGAGGAGGGUCUGGUUUGCCGACGGGGUCCUGCCGAACGGAGACGCCACGGAUUCCCCCAAACCUCCCGGCUCCAGCCCGGCCUCCUCGCAGUCGCUGGCCAUCUCCACGCAUUCCAACAAAUCGGCCGCGGCCGAGUCCGGCGAGGCGGCCCACGCCCCCGUGGCGCCGGUGGGCAGCCCGGUGGGCAGCUCGCUCAGCCUGAUCCCGGAGGACGGGCUGCCUCCCAUCCUCAUCUCCACCGGAGUCAAAGGAGGUACGGGAGGCCACGUCACAGACUACGCGGUGGAGGAGCGGCCGUCGGAGAUCGUCCUCAUGCAGCAGCUGGAGGAGGGCGGCCCCGACCCGCUGGUCUUCGUGCUCAACGCCAACCUGCUCGCCAUGGUCAAGCUGGUCAACUACGUGAACAGGAAGUGCUGGUACGUGACGACGAAGGGCAUGCACGCCGUGGGGCAGGCGGAGGUGGUCGUCCUGCUGCAGUGUCUCCCCGACGAGAAGACCGUCCCCAAAGACAUCUUCAGCCACUUCGUGCAGCUCUACCAGGAGGCCCUGAGCGGCAACGUGCUGAGCCACCUGAGCCACUCCUUCUUCACGCAGAGCUUCCUGGGCAGCCGGGAGCACGGCGGCUUCCUCUACAUCAGCCCCUCCUUCCAGUCGCUGCAGGACCUGCUGCUGCCCAACCCGCCCUUCCUCUUCGGGGUCCUCAUCCAGAAGUGGGAGACGCCCUGGGCCAAGGUCUUCCCCAUCCGCCUCAUGCUGCGGCUGGGGGCCGAGUACCGAUUCUAUCCCUGCCCGCUGUUCAGCGUUCGCUUCAGGAAGCCCCUCUUCGGAGAAACCGGUCACACCAUCAUGAACCUGCUGGCCGACUUCCGUAACUACCAGUACACCCUGCCGGUGGUCAAGGGUCUGGUGGUGGACAUGGAGGUGAGGAAGACGAGCAUCAAGAUCCCCAGCAAUCGCUACAGCGAGCUCAUGAAAGCCAUGAACAAGUCCAACGAGCACGUGCUCGCCAUGGGGGCGUGCUUCAACGACCGGGCCGACUCCCACCUGGUGUGCGUGCAGAACGACGACGGGAACUACCAGACGCAGGCCAUCAGCAUCCACCACCAGCCGCGCAAAGUAACCGGAGCCUGCUUCUUUGUGUUCAGCGGGGCUCUGAAGGCCUCGUCCGGCUUCCUGGCCAAGACCAGCAUCGUGGAAGACGGCGUCAUGAUCCAGAUCACAGCCGAGACCAUGGACUCUCUACGGCAAGCCCUGAGGGACAUGAAGGACUUCACCAUCACCUGCGGGAAAGCCGACCAGGAGGAGAACCAGGAGCUCGUCCACAUCCAGUGGACCGAGGACGACCACAACUUCAACAAGGGCGUCAUCAGCCCCAUCGACGGCAAGUCCAUGGAGUCCAUCACCAGCGUCAAGAUCUUCCACGGCUCCGAGUUCAAGGCGAACGGCAAAGUCAUCCGCUGGACCGAGGUCUUCUUCCUGCAGAGCGACGACCAGCCCAGCGGCCUGAGCGACCCGGCCGACCACAGCCGGCUGACGGAGAACGUGGCCCGGGCGUUCUGCGUGGCGCUGUGCCCCCACCUCAAGCUGCUGAAGGAGGACGGCAUGGCCAAGCUGGGCCUCCGGGUCACGCUGGACUCCGACCAGGUGGGCUACCUGGCGGGCAGCAACGGCCAGCCGCUGCUGCCUCAGUACCUGAGCGACCUGGACAGCGCCCUGAUCCCCGUCAUCCACGGCGGGGCGUGUCAGCUGAGCGAGGGCCCCGUGGUCAUGGAGCUGGUCUUCUACAUCCUGGAAAUCAUCUCCUAGGAGCCUGGCCUCCAGCUUCCCCCCCGUCUGCACUCCGGGAGAGAAACGGCGGCGUAGCGUUCCUCCGGUCAGACCUAUGCAUCCGCCUGACCGCCGGCCGUCGGGUCCCACGCCGUGACGUCGGAGCGCCGCGACCGGC
Messenger RNA from Salarias fasciatus (jewelled blenny), 4048 nucleotides. RefSeq names its product zinc finger, FYVE domain containing 9a (gene zfyve9a). The record is from RefSeq and is a predicted model, not a curated record. Gene Ontology annotation, cellular component: early endosome membrane. Gene Ontology annotation, biological process: endosomal transport. The coding region runs from base 352 to 3909 and encodes 1185 amino acids. NCBI's taxonomy places the organism in Eukaryota, Metazoa, Chordata, Actinopteri, Blenniiformes, Blenniidae. The transcript is spliced from 19 exons. Gene Ontology annotation, molecular function: metal ion binding.